This is a messenger RNA of Nasonia vitripennis (jewel wasp), 2451 nucleotides long. Its product is annotated as histone-lysine N-methyltransferase Suv4-20-like. Gene Ontology annotation, cellular component: nucleus. The record is from RefSeq and is a predicted model, not a curated record. NCBI's taxonomy places the organism in Eukaryota, Metazoa, Arthropoda, Insecta, Hymenoptera, Pteromalidae. Gene Ontology annotation, molecular function: protein binding; histone H4K20 methyltransferase activity. The coding region runs from base 291 to 1385 and encodes 364 amino acids. The transcript is spliced from 2 exons.
UACAAGGUGAUCUUCUGGGAUAUCAUUUUUCUGGGAUCCCAGAAAGAAUUUGCAAUUUUUUCUGGGAUCCCAGAAAUAAUUUGCAACUUUUCUAGGCUCUAAUGAUAAACUUCUAGGAUCCCGGAAAUAAUUAUAAUUCAUCCGAGGGUUUAUAAUAUUUUACUUCUGGGAUCAUGAAAACAACUUCUAGGAUCCUGGAAAUAAUUUAUAAUCAAUUCUAGACUUUAUAGUAUUUUACUUCUAACGCUAUAGAAAACUAAUUACUAUACGAGUACAUCAUCUUUUUCAAAAUGUUGCAAUUUAAAGAAAUCUCUCUUAUAGAUGAUAUUACCAAAUUUUUAAUUAUAGAUACAUAUUUAGGAUUUGAAACAAAAAAAAUUGAUGACAUAAAUGUUAAAAACCUUUUUAAGGAUGACAGUCAGGAUAUCAUUAAAACUAUAAAAGAGUUUCUUGAAAAAGUUGAUUAUGACAGUACAAUAUCUACAUUUUUUACUUUGAUAAAUAAAAAUUUACCAGAAGUUUCUUAUUUAUACUCGAACGAUUUCAAAGAUAGUUUACAUAAGUAUUUAGAAUUAAUUGAUCCUAAUAAUUUAGUAAAUACAGUUCAAGAAACAUUUCAAUACUCAAGUUUUGAACGACAAACUAAGAUUACAGCUAAAACAUUGAUUAAAAAAAAUAUGAAAAUCGAAUUAACGGGUUUGUAUACCCCAUUAACUUUAGAAGAAGAGAAAAAAUUAUCUAAAGAAGGAAAUGAUUUUUCUAUCAUGUAUAGUUGUAGGAAGAAAACCUAUGUAGUAUUACUCGGACCAAUCGCUUUAGUGAACCAUGACUGUAAUGCUAAUUGUAGUUAUACAUCAAAUGUUGAAGGAAUCAUGUAUCUCAGUUCGAAAAGAAAAAUACAAAAAGGCGAAGAAAUCACCUGUGUUUACAGUAAUGAUUAUUUCGAAAGUAAUAAUUUACUUUGUGAAUGUAAGACAUGCAAUGAUGCAAAACAUUUACAUAAAAGACAAUUAAAACCGAUUCAGUAUCAAAAUCUAUCAACAUCAAACAUUAUUGCCAGAAAACUAAUUGAGUUCAAAACAUUGACAGAAAAAAUGUUACCGUCAGAAUUUCAUGGAAAAUGCCAACGAAAGACUAAUAAUAAUUUUGAAAAAGGGUUAGCUUAUGACAAUGAAUUUUAUAGAAUAUUUAUUGAAUUUUUAAAAAUUAAUAGAAUAAUCUCAGAAACGACUGAAGAACCCAAACUGCAAGUUGAUCAAAUUAAAAGCAUAGUACUUGGAAUUUACAAAAACUGGCAUAUUUCAAGCUAUAAAGCAGUGGAAAAAUUUGUAACAAAGUAUUUUGAAAUCAUCAAGGAAGAUAUCAAAGGUAAGCAUUUAGAAUAAUUAGAAUAGUCAAGUUAAAAAGCAAAAAAUUAAAACCGUUACGCAAAUGUUUUACAAUUUCCUUAUUUAUUUUACUUGAGAACUCUGCUUAAAUCAGCAUACAAAAAAUGAUAUAUUAUUACAUUAUUAAUAUAUCAAAGUAAAUAACUUAGAUUAAUUUAUAUUUCUUCAAAAUAAUUAUUCCAAAAUUUCAUUUGUUACCUUUUGAUUGGAAAUAAACUUUCUGUGAAACCAUUAAAAUAAUUUCAUCAAACUUGAAUAGUUACCUGUAAAAUAAUAUUUUCCACAAAGUAAGGAUUUCUUAAAAUUGAUAAUUAUUGUCCAUAAAUGUAGCAAUAAAUAUACUUAUCUGAAGAGCUUUUGUUCCAAUAUAUGAAAUUCUACAAAUAUUAUUUUCUUUUUUAAAGAGUUAUCAACUCAAGCCAUUGACUCACUCUAAUCAUAUUAUCAUAUUAAAUAUUUAGAAUAUACACAAAUUUUAUUUUCAAUGAUAUACUGUGUAUGUGUAUACGUCUUUAUCAAUGUUGUUUUUGUUACACUAACAGCUGUUUGAAAUCCUGUCUAUACAAUAAGAUCCCUUCCAUUGUUCUGAUUAGCUGAAUCCUUAAACACGGAGUUAAUCUAAGAUAAUCAGCCAAUUAUAUUUAUGCUACUAACUUCACGUACCACAACAAAACAAGGAAACAGAACACAGAACAACGGAACAGAAACCAUUGUAGACAGGCUCCUGCACCUUGUUCGAAAAUUUCGUCGAUCACUAUUUCGUUAAAAUUAGCUAUAAUACCUAAGAAUAAGACUAUUUGUCUUGAGAAUAUUAUUGCAAUAUCCGUUAUUGUAAGCCCUAAAAAGACAAUUAUUUUAAUAUGAUUUUUCUAUAAAGUUCUGCACGCACGUAAAUGAACACGACAGAUCAAGUAAAGACAUAUAAAGGAAGAGCGACAAACACGUGUGAAAAAGAGGCGCUUGUUCCACCAAAAUCCUCGCAGUACUUGUCAUUUUUUGUACGUGAAUUGGAUCAUAUAUUUAUUUAUAUAUACAAAAGAAACAUCGCGCUAUUACCAACGCA